UUUUGUUCCACUGUUGAUUUCCAAGGUUCUUUUUUUUUUUUGUUCUUUUUUUCUUUUUCUUUUUUUUUUAAAAAAAGAUAAUCUACCUUUUUCGGCUGUGAGUAGCAGGAGCUUCCAUUCUCCAAACUCUCAUUGAAACCCCUUCCUUAACUAGUUAGGACCUGAUAACCUGGUAUUCCUCAAGCACCUGAAACUGGCAGCUAUUCUCUUUGUCUCUGUGUGUUUGGGGAGCUCUGUGACCACAGCCUAAGCACCGCUCAGCCUUCUAGUCACCUAAGCCUAACUAAAGCCAGCCAACUCUAGCCUGGUCCAGCCCAGUCCAGCCUGCUCCGAUUAUCUGGACAGGAUACUCAGUUCUGUGUGGACGUGAGGAAUAUGACUGCUGAGACUCUUAACUUCGGCCCAGAAUGGCUUCGUGCACUGUCCAGUGGGGGGAGUGUGACGUCUCCCCCUCCUUCCCCCGCCAUGCCAAAGUACAAGCUGGCCGAGUAUCGCUACGGCCGAGAGGAGAUGUUAGCACUUUAUAUCAAAGACAACAAGGUCCCAGAGGACAUGCAGGAUAAGGAGUUUGCUGCUAUUCUGCAAGAUGAGCCCAUGCAGCCAUUGGCACUGGUGCCUCUCACUGAGGAGGAGCAGAGGAACUUCUCCAUGUCUGUGAACAGUGUGGCAGUGCUGAGGCUCAUGGGAAAAGGGGUAGGUGGGGCUGCCCCAGCUGGAGUGGUUCGUGGACGAGGGGCCACGCGAGGUGGUCGAGGUCGUGGUCGGGGUGAAGGUGGAUUCUACCAAAGAAGUAUUGAAGAUGCAGAGGUGGGUUUCGGUCGCAGUGUCCGAGAGAUACACCGCAGCCAGAGUUGGGAUGACCGGGGUGAGCGUCGAUUUGAGAAGCCGCUGCGGCGGGAGGUGGGGCGUCCUGGCUUUGAAGAAACUGCAGGUCCCGGGGGUCCUGGGAGGAAAGAGUACACAAGGGCUGACAGCGAUAACUGGCGCACCCUCCGAGAGGAGCAGGAGGAGGACGAGGGGGAGCCGGGCAGCAAUUGGAGACUUGCUGGGUCCCGCAGGGAUGAUGGUGGUCCUCGCUCAGCAGGCUGGCGGGACCACAGCGGUCCAGGCGAAGGGCGUCGUCGGAAGUUUGAUUUUGACUUCCGGGACUCUGAUGGUCACGGUGCUGGCCGCCGACGUGCAGGGAGUGAGGGACUAGAGGACGACAGGGAUGGCCUGCCUGAGUGGUGUACGGAUGAGGAGGAUGGAGAGAUGGGCACUUUUGAUUCAUCUGGAGCUUUCAUGCCCCUGAAGAAGGGUGGCAAGGAGACAAUCCUAGAGGAGGAGCUGGACUUUAAGGGCAUUGAGGAGGAGGAGGAUGAGGAGGAGAGCCACCCUGACACAGAAAGGAACAGUGCUGAAGGAGACAAAGACAAGGAGUGUAAAGACGCCAUGUCUGGUGUAGGAGAUGUCAAGACAAAGCCAGCGUCACCCUCAUCAUCUCCUCCAGCCCUCUGUGCCCCUCCUUCUCUGGAGUCCCAACCUGGGAAUGUUGGCCAAGUGGUGGAUAACACUCCGCUGAGUAACAGCCACUCGGUCAAGGCCAACAGCGCACCUGGCGAUGACUUGGCUCCCAUUGGGGGCUCCAAGACCCAGCUGAGCCCUAUUGCCACCACCUCCUCCAGCUUACCUCCUCCACCUCCUUCCUCUGCUGCUCCUCUCUUGCCUCCUUCUGGAGGUGAUACAGAGGAUGAUGAUGGCAUGAAACAUCUGCAACAGGAAGCAGAGAAGAUGGUGGCUUCCCUUCAGGACACCUCUUUGGAGGAGGAAUGUUUCACCCAGGCUCUGCAGCAGCAGGAGAGCAGGAACACUGCAGCAGCUCUGCCAUUAGGUCAUGAGGCUGCCAUGAAGUGGUUCUACAAGGACCCCCAGGGAGAAAUCCAGGGUCCGUUCACCACAGUUGAGAUGUGCGAGUGGUUCCAGGCUGGCUAUUUCACCAUGAGCUUGCUGGUAAAACGGGGCUGUGACGAGGGUUUUCAGCCCCUGGGGGACGUCAUCAAGAUGUGGGGCCGCGUGCCCUUUGCCCCAGGGCCCUCUCCGCCGCCCCUGCUGGUGAGACAGCUCCCACCAACGCAGCGCCCGCAGCCCAACCGGGGGCCCGCCGGGACUGGAAACCUGGACCAGGAACGCCUGAAAAAGCAACAGGAGCUUGCAGCCGCAGCUCUUUAUCAACAGCUCCAACAGCAGCAGCUAUUCCAGCUCAUUAACAGGUGCAGUGAGCAGGGUGUGAUGCCUUCGAUGAACAGGUCGAUGUCAGUGCCAGAUACAGGGUCCAUGUGGGACAUGCAUACCUCAGCUUCACAGCCGUCGGGCGGUGAAGCCAGUCUUUGGGACAUAACAAUGAAUCCUUCUACUCAGGGUCCAACUCUCGAACAGCUUCAGAAGGUGAGUUCACUUCUCCAGCAGGAGAGGCGAGACGCUGAACUCAGGGCGAAGCGUGAGGAGGAGGAGCAGCGUAAGCGAAGGGAGGAAAAGAGGAGGCAACAGGAGGAGCAGAAAAGAAGGGAAGAGGAGGAACUCUUCAGACGCAAGCAGUGUCGUCAGCAGCAGGAACUGAUCAUGAAGUUGCUGCAGCAGACCCCUCAGCAGCAGGGGCCCGGGGCAGGUGGCUCAAGUUGGAGCGGAGCUUCCUCUUCUGGGCUUUCAAAGGCAGGAAAGCCCCCGGCUCUGGCUUUGCUGGAAAUACAACAGGAGACAGAGAGGCUCCUGAAGCAGCAGCAGCAGCAGCAGAGAGCCCAGCAGCAGAGAGACAGACACCCUGGUAUGUCUAUGGGGAGCUCCUCCAUGGGAGGGCAGUGGGUGGAGGGUGUUGGCAUGUGGGGUAGUGGUAUGGAGGGUAAGGGUGGGAGUGGAGGCUCUUCAGGCAGCAUGGGCAUGUGGGAUGAGGCUCUGAAGAACCAGAGCAGCCUGCGUGGGAGCAGCAACAACAACAUGGGCUUGAAGAAUAGCCGCAGCAGCCCCUCCCUCACUGAUCAGUACAUGAUGCGUCGUAAGAGGACAGAGGAGGAGGAGAAGCUGCUGAAGCUCCUGCAGGGCAUGAAGCCUCAAGAUGGCUUCACCACCUGGUGUGAACAGAUGUUGCACGCUCUCAACACCUCUGCCAAUAACUCCUCCUCCUCUCUGGAUGUUGCUACAAUUGUAGCAUACCUGAAGGAGGUGGAGUCUCCCUAUGCAGUGCUGGAUUUCAUCCGGUCCUACCUUGGAGACACAGUGGAAGCCAAAGAGUUCGCCAAACAGUUUCUGGAGCGACGUGCCAAACAGAAAGCCAACCAACAGAGACAGCAGCAACAGUUAUCAAAGGAAGUGGGUGGAUUGAACAUGAACUUCCCUCUGCAGGACUCGAUGCGAGGUAUGAAUCCAAGCACUCUGCAGUCCAUGUUCCAGGCCAACCACAUGGGCAAAGCUGGUCUCUAUGACAACCAGGGGGGGAAAAUGAAGAAGAAACAGCCCAUGAUGCUGCACUCUGACCCCAGCAUCUUAGGGUACUCAUUCCACAACACGGGCGAGUGUCUGAGCCUGAAUGAGAUGGAGAUGGUGGAGGAUUACUGAUGUGACGCAGCGCAGCAGCAAUAGCUACCUGAGGCCUUUCUUUUAAUCAGACAAACCUGAUGACGAAUGUGCACUGCUGGGGGAACCGGGGGCGGGUGGACGGGUGGGCUCGGAAAGGGAGCGAGCGUAAGGGGAUAUGCAGGGUGGAGGCAUUUAGAUGUCUCUCUUUCCCUGAUAACCUUUGAAUAGAGAGAAAAAAUGGGCUCCCUGUUGCAUCAGUUGAUCACUAGAGCAGGGGAGAGGUGGGUGAGAUGGGGUGAGGUUGAGAUGGGUAUCCUCUGGCACUCAAAAGAUUAAGCACCUUAUACUGAACUAAUGCACUUUAUUGAGAUGGGAUUUGAAUAGAUGUUUUUGUUUUUUUUGUUUUUUUUUCUCGUGUGGUUUUGGAAUCAAUGCACAUAUGGUAUGUGUACAUACACAUGAUCUGUGUGCAUCGGAACUGGAAGGGGGGGGUGGGCGGGGUGGUGAAUAGUCAAGCUGUUAGGUUUUCAAAGUCAGGGGGACCUUUAGUUGAAACCUUAUCAGAGAGCAAAUCCUUUCUCAAAAGACAAACACUGUUGAUAUUUCUCUUGUUGAGCAUUUUUUUACGUUUAUAUAAAAAGUAAAGCUAUUGAAAAAAUGGAUUAUAAAAAAACUUGAAGAUUUGCACUUGCCUAAAAAAAAGAAAUGACAAAAAACAACAAAAAAAUUCAAACAAAUGGGGUUAGUGAUAGAAGUGAAUAUUUUUGUGAAUGUGUAAGAGUGGGUGUGUGUGCGUGUGUCUGAUUUGUGUUGGGUUGUGUCAGUAAUAUACAGUCUGCACAAUGUUUUUUUUUUUUUUUUUUUUUCGCUUAAGAUUUAUGAAACAUAAGAGGCCAUUUGUCUUUUUUUUUUUUUUCUUUUUUCUUUUUUUUUUGGUAAUUUGUAUUCAUGUUUUCAGUGUUUGUCUCUGUCCCUUUCCAAACAGGGAUUUGAUCUGUUUGUUUUGAGUGUGACUGAAUGAGAGAGAGAGGGCAAUUGCACAAAAAUCCUUUCUCUCACCAGCUCUUCAUCACCAGUUAGAGAAAAAAAAAACAGUAUAAAUGCAUUCAUUUGUAAAUGUUAGCUUUGUUCUCAUCACAUGAUGGCCACCACUAGUUCAUUUCCCUCAGUUUCUGUGCUGUCUGUACACCUGUAAAAACCGGCAGACAUGGUGAAUCAUGAGGGACGUUGGUGUGUGCGUCUAAGAUUCUGUGUGCUUGUGUUUUACAUGACAUGUUCAUUUACUGUUCAUAGAAAUGAGUUAAGACUACAGGUACUCAUUUUGAAUACAUGUGCUUAUUUUUUUAUGUGUAUGAAUGCACAUUUGUGCCUAAGAACUUUGAUAGGGUGCAUGGCCAUUGAGACAUUAACUCUUUUUGAGAGCGAGUGUGAUGUGUGAGGUGCUCAGCACAUUGUAUGUAAGUUUAUAUUGUUUAAAAAGAAAUUUGUAGUUCAGUCUAGGAGUGAUCCAUCGAAAGAUUAGUCCAGUCUUUUCCUGGGGUGUGAUCACGUUGCCUUUUGUCAGCUCUUGAACUUGUGAAUGAAAGGUGUCGAGUUUCUGACGCUGGAAAAAAAAAAAGAAAAACACAAAAAAACAAAAACAUACUGCAUCUUAAUGUGCAAGUGCACAGAAUGGUGCAUGAAAUGUUAGCAUAUUGUGUUACUUAUUCGUUGUUGCAAUUUGAUAAUGACGAGUUUUCUUUUUUUAAAAAUGAAAAAUAUAUAUGGAAUAUAUACAUUAUAUACAAAGUUUAAAAAGUAUUUGGACUAAGAUAAUGAGCACUUGGGGCUGCUAUUUUUGUUGUGUGUUUUGAAUUUUUUUUUUCCUUAAUUUGUUUUUCAUUUUUGUGUCAUUAUUGCCAUGUGAAGUGUGUAUUAUUUCUUUCUUAAGAAAAUAUUGAAUGUAUUCCAAAAAAUGACAAGAAACUCGUGCUGAUAACAGAUUUUUUUUUUCCUCAGAAGAUUUCAAAAUGGAAAUGAAAUACAAAAAAAAAAAAAUUUCAAAGAGGUUUUCAUUACAAUGGGGAAGGAAAAAAAAAACUCGGGAUGGAUACAGUUGAACACACUGCCUCUACAAUCCUGGUCGUAGUGACUCAGAAUUAAAAGAAAGGACUCUUUCUAUUCCAUACUGGAGCUUUGGUUGUUUACAAGCCACAUGGAUAACUUGUGGGUGCAGUUUUGUUUUUUAUUUUUAAUUUUUUAUUUUUUUUUUGUUCCCACAUAAGAUGGGUGGGUUUGCAAGUGCGCUUCUGCCAUAUGGACACUGAAUGGUGUUGGGGUUUCAUUUCUUUUUUUUUUUUUGUGUUAUUAUUUGAGGACGAGUGGCAGGCAUCACAUGGACAAGCUCUUUGAACUUGGCCUCUAUUUUGUAUUUUCUUUUAUUUUUCUUGGGUCAUCUUGUCCUUAGACUCGAUGAUCAACGGAGGCAGAAAAAUCAAGGAUGGGCUUUGGUUUGCGGAGAGCGGAGUGCCGGGACACGUAACCCGAGAGGGGAACUGAGAGGGCAAUAGGAGUACACCUGGUUUGUGCGCUCGUCUUCACCUCAACCCUCAGAAGCACUCACACCUUGCCCUCACCAACUCACCUAUGCACUUUUGUUCAUUCAAGCUGUGAGGUACAAUUUUGGGGAUGGGAGCACAAUUACAACGGGAGGAUCGCUACGACUUUGACAGUCACUGAAAAGAAAUUCCCAAACAGAAAAAAAAGAGACUCGAGAAGCCCGUCUUCUCUCACCUCCUGUAUAUAACCAUAUUUUUGUAUUACCUUUCAGAAUAGAAAGAAAAUUUGCAAAUGGAUGAAGGAAAAUUCAUGAGACCUUGGAAUGAAUGUUCUUCAUGAAAACCAAUCUUUUUCAAUAUAGUUUUAGAUGGACACUCUGUGAGUUUCCCUUAGUUUGCCAGUAACCUUGAAAUAAUUGGGGAUGGAAGGGAAACCCACAUUGGACUGAGUUGUCAGACGUGCCACAGUGGCUCCAAGACUUGACUGGUUACUUAUCAAAAUGGAUGUUGCAGUGACCACAAAAGAGCCCGCCAAGAGUGUUUAACAUGUACAAAAGAGGCAGACCCUGGUUUGAAGAACUGUUGGCAAGGAUGCUUCCACAUCGUGUCCCAGCCUGAUGGUUGCCUAGGGAGCUGCAGAGCAACUGCAAGAGGAGAAGUGUAUGGUGUCUGGCUGUGCUUUAUUUGCUGCCCUCUGCGAGGAGGAUUUUUAUCUACAGCCAGCCCACGAAUCAGUGAAACUAAACCUGUCCCUUUGAACUUCAGCCCUAAGACACUUGUCUUGACGUCGGACUGGGCAAGGCGUCGGCAUUAAUCGGUUGGACAGAUAACAGAUGAUCACCCAUUGAUUCCAUCUGUGUCAGGAAGAGUUGGUUCAGGAUUUGAUCAGAAGCUCUCCCAACAAGGAAGAAGAGGAAAAAGGCACGUGCCUGCCCAGGUGUCAUGAUCCACCCUCAGCCUGAAACUCUCGGGUGGUUGUGAAGAGGUCUUCUCACCAGCCAGCAGAGGACGCGCCCUCCUGCUCAGACCUCAGUCAGAUUUUCGAAGGAGCUUUGAUCGACAUGGUUGAAUUCCAUCUCAGCCACCAGCAACGCCUGCAGCUGUGGAAGUGGAUGAACUGAUAGAAUUGUACAACAAAAAAAUUGAAACUCUUUAACGUGAUAAAACACAAAACAUGUUGCAGAAAUUCUAGUGUCCAAAGGAGCGGCAGACACACUACAUGCACGGCAAAAGUUACAGCUAAAGUUAUACUGGCUCUCUUCUGGAACCAUGUCUGCACACAUAACAGGGAUACAUUAAUAUCAAACACACAAAGACACACAAGAGGCAAUGCUCAUCAAUAUACAUGCAGAGCUCUGUAAAUAAUGUAAAAGCUUGUGUUUUGAUUUUUCUCUCAUAGUGGGUUUUUGCUUUAUAACUGUUCAACAUGCCUUAAAUUGUAUAGUUCAGUCUUGAAUGGCUAACUGAAAAUGUUCUCCAAGUGAUAACUUUAAGUUGGAAACCACCUUGUUGACUACGCAAGCAUAAGAAAGCUUCAACAAGAUUUGUCAUGUAUAGACCUGCUACUCAUACAUUCAUACACCUUAAAGUUACUAGUUAACUACAGAAUAGAGCAGCAAGUGUUUUUUGAUCUAAUUUUACUGGUGGUUGGCAUUUGUUUCCUUUUUUUGUUUUUCAUUAAAAUGGAGAGUGAAUUUG
Messenger RNA from Melanotaenia boesemani (Boeseman's rainbowfish), 7784 nucleotides. It is a transcript of the gene gigyf1a, whose product is annotated as GRB10 interacting GYF protein 1a. Gene Ontology annotation, biological process: insulin-like growth factor receptor signaling pathway. The coding region runs from base 376 to 3588 and encodes 1070 amino acids. Gene Ontology annotation, molecular function: protein binding. Lineage: Eukaryota; Metazoa; Chordata; Actinopteri; Atheriniformes; Melanotaeniidae. The transcript is spliced from 25 exons. The record is from RefSeq and is a predicted model, not a curated record.